Patella vulgata (common limpet) is the source of this 1062-nucleotide messenger RNA. RefSeq lists its product as uncharacterized. The transcript is spliced from 2 exons. Bases 1 to 1062 code for a protein of 353 amino acids. The record is from RefSeq and is a predicted model, not a curated record. NCBI's taxonomy places the organism in Eukaryota, Metazoa, Mollusca, Gastropoda, Patellidae.
AUGGAUGACAAUAAAUACCAAUAUACACAGAAUGGUACGAUAUUUAAUAGGGAUAUUGUGGUUACUGAACAGUUUAUACGUGUUAAAUGUUAUGAUAAAUCACACAUUGUUAUAUAUUCUAAUUACCACGCCUUUAUCUUACCACAACCAAUCAGGCUUCAGCAAUUAAAGACUAGCUUUAGUGGGCACGUGGAAGAGAAAAACCCACGGGAAACCUUGAACGUUGUUAUGAUUGGUGUCGAUUCUGUUUCGAGAUUAAAUCAUAUGAGAUAUAUGCCUAAAACACGUGACUACCUAUUACGUCAUCUUGAUGCUAUAGAAUUACAAGGUUACAACAAAGUAGCUGAUAAUACUUUUGUUAAUAUCGUUCCCAUGACAACCGGACGUUUUGUGGAAGAGUUACCGUGGAAUGAACAAAAAAGUGGAGAACCUUUUGAUAAAUAUAAUUUCAUCUGGAAGAAUUUUUCUUCUAGUGGCUAUUUUACUUUGUACGCUGAGGACGAUCCCGAGCUUAACAUCUUUAAUUAUAUGAAACGUGGAUUUCACGUUCCACCAGCCGAUCACUAUUAUCGUCCAUUUGCCCUGGCCGUAGAGGGGGAUAACUCUGCAUGGACGUCGGAUCAUCAUUGUGUUGGGGAUCGAUUUGAAACUGACAUGAUUCUUAAUUAUACGAAAGAUUUCCUGAAAUUGUAUCAUAAGGUCCCAUAUUUUGGUUUCAACUUCCUAAGCCGAUUAACUCACGAUUCAAUAUCGAACACGGCCUCAGCUGAUACCCCCUACUCAAACAUGUUCAGGGAUAUUGACAAUCAGGGCCUACUUAAGAACACUGUGUUGAUAUUUUUCAGUGAUCAUGGAAUGAGAUUUGGAGAGAUCCGAGAAACAUACAUCGGUAAAUUAGAAGAACGACUGCCGAUGAUGUUUUUAGUUUUUCCAAAAUGGUUUUAUAAAAAAUAUCCCCAAAUAACACAAAAUUUAAAAAUAAACCAAAAUCGAUUGACGACACCAUUUGAUAUUUACGAAACUUUAAAGGAUAUUUUGUAUUUUACUGCUGUCACUGCAUAA